CAGAAAUGCGUCACCAGUGUGCAGAAAGAUGCCUUCAGGAAAGGAAAGGAAAGAAAAAAAAGGUUCAGCAAGUGGCAGAGGGACGUAAAAACAUGAAGCAAGCACAAAUGAAGCUCCAAAAAUGCAAACAGCAAAUAGUUCAAGAAGUAUCUAAAAAAAGCCAGGACGCACUACUUCAGGCUUUAAAAGAUGAAGAAGAGAAAUUUAAAAAAAAAAAUGAACUGAUUCAGCAAAUAAGAGCUAUAGAAUAUCUACCGUUCCUGAAAAAUAGAUUUAUUGAUUUAACCAAGACUGCUAACCAUGGUGUACUUGGUGAGAUGUCAUUUGUGGAACUUCAAGAACGUUUAGCUUUGCUGAAAGAAGCUCAGCAAAAAGCAGAAGAAGAGAAGAGGGAUCUGAUAAUCCAUGAAAAACAUGCUAAGGAACAACUUCUUUUGGACAAACUGGAACAAAUCUGUAUGUUCAGAGAACAGUUUGGCAGAGCAGCUGCAUUAAAACAGGAGGAAAAGAAAACUAAGAUUCCACUUCGUGAAGCCAUUUUGAAAGAAGAACAAGUUUUAGAUCUACAGAAAAAAAUUAUGGAAAAGUCUACUGAACGUAAAUUGCAAACUGAAUAUUUAAAAACUACAUAUAUAAAGUUUAAUGAAAAAUCAAAGCGAUCUUGGAAGUCAGAGAAAAAAGAUCAAGGAGAGGAUCGCUGGAAGAAAUUGGAAGAAAGUCGACAACAACAAUUUAAGAUGCUUCAGCAUGGUCUUAUGUCCAGAGAGAAUGCUCAAAAAAUGAUAGCAAAUGAAGCUAUGAGAACUGGAACCACUGCUUGUAUAUUGCGAAGUUAGACAAAACUGUUUCUAGAUACGCUUCUGUUUAUUAGAUAUUUACUACUAAUAUGACUCAAUUUCUGGAGUUACCUCUUGAACUACUUUAUACUUUAAUAUAAACAUUGCUAUUAACUGGCAGCUGUUUUUAGUUCAUAUAUGUUGGAACUAUAAUGCUUUUAACAUUUUUAGCUAUGAUAUUACUAGUUUUCAAAACAAGCAUGUGGUACAUUUUAAAUAAGUCAUGCUAUUUUUCAAGUAAAUAAAAGGGAGGACAAACA
Molecule: messenger RNA, 1096 nt
Organism: Python bivittatus (Burmese python)
Lineage: Eukaryota; Metazoa; Chordata; Lepidosauria; Squamata; Pythonidae
Source: RefSeq, a predicted model, not a curated record